AUGGAGAAUGCUCAAUAUCCUCCAGAUAGUGACCUACUGGUAGCAAGAAUAGAAGGUGCGAGUCCAGAUGAUCCUAGAAUCCUACAACCUAUGAAACUGGAAGUCACCAGAGAGAAUGGUAAGCUAAAAAGGAGUUCUUUUGCAUGUGUUGGCUGUCAUUCAUUGAAGCAAAAGUGUUGGCCUUCUGAUUUAGAUGAUAUAUAUAGGAAACCAUGUCAACGUUGUCUUAGACAAAAGAAAAUAUGUACUUUUGAUUUAUCAAAGAGAACAAGAAAAAGGCAACCUCGUAAAAGCAAGAAGAAUGAAAAUUCAAGUCCAAACGAUCUUCCUUCUGAUUCUUUAUCCAAUAAGCAAUCAGAUAGUUCAUCCUCUUCGCCAGUAACUCAGAAACAAAAGAGACCCAUCUCAAGUUUAUACCAGGAUAAUGAGAAUAUUCAAAUAGCAAAUAGUAAUAUAUCUAUGAAUUCGUUUGCCUCUGAGAGAGAUACGAAACCUUUUACUUCCAGUAAAUUAAACUUAUCAGAUAACCUGCUUAAUAAUAAUAGUAAUAUUACUAAUCAACAAAUGCCAACACCAACAAUACUUCCUGGCAUUCAAAGCCUUUCCGGAAUAUGGCCAGGUCCAGUAACUGGAACUACACCUGUCUCACAAGAAUCUCCAAAUAACGGCGUAAGUCUGUCAAAUAACCCAUCUCCAACAAAAUUAUUAACUCAAGAACGAAACCCAAUGACCGCCCAUACUAGAAAGAAAUCGCUAAAUCAAACUUCCAUACAUCUAAAUCAUUCAUUUAAAAAGCAGUUGCAGUCUUUAUUGGUUAAUCAAAAGGGAAAAGGUAUGGAUCUUUCUACAAAGUUUACAACAUGGUCUGAGAAAUGGAAUGAUGUGGUACAAACUACCAUGUUUUUACCAUCAAUUAAGGAUCCAAUUGCUGUUGGUAUUCUAUCGACAAAUGAGGCAGAUGUGAGAUUAAAAUUAUAUAAACAGGAAAUUUCAACAUUAGGCAAGUUAUCAUUUAUUAAAAUACCUCCUGAUAUUACUGUUGAUCAAUUAAGAAGUGAGAAACCAAUUUUAUUUUCCGUUAUCAUGUCUACAGUUUCUGUGAUCAUGAAAGAAAAUGAAACUACAAGAGAGACAAUAAUGAAAUUAGAUAGUUUUGUCAUCAAUCUAUUAACCAACCAAAUUUUCAAGGUGAAUAAUAAAUCUAUUGAGAUAAUAGAGUCUCAUAUUGUAUUGUGUACAUGGUAUAAUUUUCUGGAAUGGUCAAACAAAACAAGAUACCACUUGUUUAAUUAUAUUGGCUGUUGUUUGACGAAAGAUCUAGGCCCAAUGUUUGUAAAUAGAGCCUUUGCUAUGUUCAGCGAUGUAGAACCGAAAAAUGGGGAAUCCAAAUUUAAAUCUCCUUUGGAACUAUAUACAAACGGUCCAAGGAUCAUACUAUUAGUAUACAUCACGUCUUUGAACAUUUCGAUUUUCCUAAAACAAACAAUACAGCUAAAAUGGAGUGAUCUCGUGAAACUAGCAGCUGACAGACUACAGACUCAGAUAGACGAAUAUAUGUCCAACCAAUCAUCAGUAUAUUCUGAUUCUAACUACGAUAUUGAGGAUGAUAUUGUCCUCAUAUCAUUUGCACGUUUGAACCAUCAAUUAGAGAAAAUUCAUGUGUAUUUGCAUGAAAUGACUGACUUAUUUGACUUAGACGAUGUUAGUAUCAGAGAGAGAUAUAUUGAGAAACUUUUAAUCAAAUACAGAGGUGAAUUACAUGAGUUAUUCGAUAGUAUGCCUAAGCACAGAAAAAGAUUACUGACUUUUUAUUAUUCAGUAGAAGCCUAUUUCCACCAAUUCGAAAUCCAAUACUAUCUAAAGAAAUUAUCCGAAAUGAAACAAAAAGGUAUAACAUCAGGUGAAGUUUAUACGUCUAUCGAAGCCAAUGCAGUUCGUUCCUUUAUCGAAUGUUACAAUUGUUGUAUAUCAGCUUUGCAAGAAUUUUCUCAAUUAACUCCUACAUUAAUUGCAUCCAUACCACUGUUUUUAAUGUCCCGAUUAAUUUACACCGUUGGUGUUUUAUUACUGCGGUUAAGGUACAGUGUUGUUGCAUUCCCAAUCUUUCAUCAUCUGUUGGAAUUAACAGAUAACUGUGUUUUGAUGGUAAAUGACGUUCGAGAAUUACUCAACAAAAGUUCACAACAAUAUCCGUACAACUAUUUUCUUUAUAAAUUUCAAUAUGUGGUGAUCUUAUUUGUUCAAACUUAUGCUAACAAAGUUAUAGAUUUAUUUGAAAGCACAACGGGUACAUCCAAAUUACCAGUAAGUUCAGGGUCUAGUUUAUUAGAUGAAUCAAUUCAAUUAAACCCUCAGGUAUUAUUUAAUAGGUCACAAGAUAACACAUGGAUAACUCCAAGAAUGAAAAAUAUAAAUGGUGAUCGACAUAUCGAUGAUAAUUCCCUAUUCAAUACAAGAGAAAAUAUAAAAAUGGAUACCAGAUCCAAUAGUGUCAACAACGCAAACUUACAUACUAAUUUUAACAAAAGCAAUCAAGAAAUUAGAAAUCAAUUGAAUUAUAACAAUAACUCUAACAAUAACUCUAAUAAUAACGACACCAUAGCUAAUAGUAAUGGUAUCGGGAUUUUGAACAAUGAAAACACAACGCCAUUACUCAAUCUAAGUAACGGUAACAAUGCCAACGCGAACAUGGAGUCUCUUGGUAAUGCCAAUGAUAUUAAAAGAUCUGUCUCAGCAAUGUCCUUCAAUCAUAUGUCCAAACCAAUAAACAGCGAAAUGAGAACUUCAUCCCCAUCAGUGUCGAUAACUAGUGAUAAUUUAAAUGAAUAUCUGACUGAUGUUAACUCAUUAGCUUGGGGUUUUAAUGCAUUAAAUGAUGAAUUUUGGACAGACUUAUUUAUAGAUGAUAUGUAA
This is a messenger RNA of Maudiozyma saulgeensis, 2913 nucleotides long. Lineage: Eukaryota; Fungi; Ascomycota; Saccharomycetes; Saccharomycetales; Saccharomycetaceae. The record is from the annotation of a GenBank genome assembly.